Molecule: messenger RNA, 5885 nt
Organism: Cydia pomonella (codling moth)
Lineage: Eukaryota; Metazoa; Arthropoda; Insecta; Lepidoptera; Tortricidae
Gene: Mod(mdg4)
Product: protein tramtrack, beta isoform
Exons: 6
Coding region: 185-1441 (418 amino acids)
Biological process (GO): regulation of transcription by RNA polymerase II
Cellular component (GO): nucleus
Molecular function (GO): protein binding; DNA-binding transcription factor activity, RNA polymerase II-specific; DNA binding
Source: RefSeq, a predicted model, not a curated record
GACACAGUAUACGUCGCGUUUGCGUCAUCAUACCGUGAACAGCGCUCAAACGGGGAGGACGUGGGAUGAACAAGUGUGCAGUGCAUUAUUAGAAACAUUGUUUUAUUUUUUUCAAAUGUUUCUAAUAUCGGAAUUAUAAAGUACAAAGUAUUAGGAUAGGGUUCAAGAAAUAUACGUCGCCAUCAUGGCGUCGGACGAACAAUUUUCAUUAUGUUGGAACAAUUUCCACGCGAAUAUGUCAGCAGGCUUUCACGGCCUGCUGUCGCGUGGAGAUUUAGUAGAUGUCACAUUAGCUGCCGAAGGCAGGCUAUUGCAGGCACACAAAUUAGUCCUAUCAGUAUGUUCUCCCUACUUCCAGGAGAUGUUCAAAAUGAACCCAACUCAGCAUCCAAUAGUAUUUUUAAAAGAUGUUAGUCAUUCAGCGUUAAGGGACUUAUUACAGUUUAUGUACCAAGGUGAAGUUAAUGUUAAGCAAGAAGAGUUAGCGUCGUUUAUUAGUACUGCGGAACAGCUUCAAGUGAAAGGUUUAACCGGUAAUCAAAAUGAAGAAAGUUCCACGCCAUCCAAACCAAAGCCGACCUCAAGGCCAGGCCCGAGGUCGUCACAACAAAGGCAAUCUGUUAUGACUAAGUUAGAGACUGAUUUAGAUUCUAAGCCCUCCUCAACUCCAGUAGCAAUUAAGCGACCAAAUAGGCCAUCAAUAGCAUCAAACAAUUCGUCAUCGUCACAAUCUGGACCUGUGAAACGAAAAUGUGUGGACCCAUUAGAAGCCGGACCAUCUGGAUCAGCUAAAGAGGAAUUCGUUACGAUACCUGACGAAGAUGAAAACAACGCUGUGGCACCCAAAAUGGAACCCGAAUUUGUUAAUGAGAGUAUGUGGGAUGAUGACGAUGACGGAACGAAUAAUGAUGAAACAAAUUUCGGCGAAGAUGACUCUAACAUGGAAAUGACUGGAUUCGAUGGCUCGACGACUGGCGAUGGCAAUUUGACUGGUGGUGCGGAAGGUGGAGCUGUAGGUGAUGCGCAAGUGUUGGUUUCGUGGCGCACUUGCUGGCUGGUCGCGCGCCGCCGCAGCACGGCGCUCAGGCACGCUCCGGCGUGCCGGCUCUCGGUGCAGUCCCGCCGCUGUGACUGCCAGCUCAGCAAACUGGCCAACGGAUUAGGCAAAGAUAUAUUCGAGAACAAGACGGGCCCGCUACCUGAUGACAGCGCGUGGCGGGCGGCUGCUGUUCUACGAGGGCAACACGUAUUUCAUCAACUGCAGCCGGCGGCGCAGCAGCACGCGCCAGCUGUGGUACUGCUCCUCCCGCAAGUCCCGCAACUGCCCCGCCUCCGUGCUCAUCAUGAACAACACCGUGCUCGGCCAGGCGCCCAUACACACGCACCCGCCCAAAAUAUCCAGCACAUACUUCGGGGCCAAAGAAUACUGCUGAGCUGGUAAUUUGUUUAAUGCGGGCGUGAAACGCAAAUUAAAUUGAGUGGGGGACUCCCAAUGUGUUUCUGAACGACUACGCGAAGAGCCUCUGGAGAAUUACAAUCCUUUAUUUACACGUACGUAUUUCCAUAUUAUCUUGCUGAAGCUAAAGGAAUAAAACUAUGUGCCAAAUUAAGUUGUGAAUCGAUUUUAAGUGCAAUAAUAGGAAUUAUAUGGAUUUAAAAACCCGCCACAGGCCUGAGUUAGUCAAGCUAUAUGUAGUGUUAAUGAAUUAAAACUUUCAAUAUUACCGCCUCAAGCAUGACAUGUUUAUGCCAUAAAUUAUUAAACAUUGAAUAUGUAAGAUCAAUAAAAACAUUGUAUUGAGAUGCGCUGAAAUAGCGUUAUCAUUUGCGAGGGAUAGCGCGGCAGGGAGAGAUCGGGGGCGUGGCCGUAAUUUUCUAGUCUUAGUUAUAGAAAUAGGAAAGUACAAAAUUUAUAUUAGCCUAUCUUGGUGAAUAUUUUAUUGACAGAGCUUAGUAGAGAAUUAGUUAAUACGUCGAUGUUACAGUGCCAAACCCUUGCCAAUAUGUGUAUUGUUGUUAGCGAACUUGAUGUAAGAUAGUAUUAAGAUUAAGGGCCUUAGAAGUAAGGCAAAGCGCAUGUUUUUAUGUGAGGCAGAUGCCUACCUGCCCGUUCGGGGAACUAACAAAAAAGAACGUCUAGACGUCCUGUCUUUGGGCGCUUUUUCUAUUUAAAAGGUUUUUGUGAAAGACUUCGAUCGCAUACAAUGUUCUAGGCCCAGCCCAGGGCAGGUAGUCGAAUCGUCAUUGAGCAUUAAAUACUACUUUAUUCAGUAGAUGUAAAGCUUUCUUUUCGUAUAAUGACGAUCUCAGACGCUUAGCAGGCUGGAUGUAGUCACGUUUUUUGUCAUCGCAGCCCUUAUUUUUGUUACCAUUUCGUGAAUGUAAAAAAAAAAUCGAUACACCUGCCGUACUUUAAAAAUACGUACUUAUAGGUAUUGUUAAGUAAGUUUUAGGGUUUUGUUGUUUUUUUUUUAAAUAUCAUUCUAAAUGAUGUUUUACAUUCAGCAUCCCGUUAGCGUUUUUGUGGUCUAGUCAUUAUGAGAAGGAAAGUAAUUUAGAGCAAUUUAAAUGUAACUUAUUUAUGAUAAGAAUGUUGCGUCACUUACAACAUGUACAUAAAAAAGAUCUCUACCGCAUUUAUAGCUAACCCGUGAAACUAGUGGUAUGGCCAGUGUAUAUACCCGUACGCAUUUGCCCACUAAUUAUAUGUUAAAAAUAAGUUAAUUUGCCGCGGCGGACUUUAACCUAGGGCCGGCCGUGACACAGCGCUGGGUUUCGUUGGGAACCGUGAUUACUAGCAAGUACAAAAUCUACUCGACGUACUCUACUGAUAUACUCAUGAUAAAUCUUAACGCUUCGUUAACGUUCCCUUGUUCUAAAUGGUUUGUAGUAAUUCGGUAUGGUGUGUUGUAUGAUUUUAAUUUUAUAUACGAAUUUAUGUCACAAUUAGAUUGGUAUACAUUUGAGAUUAAGAUUAUUGUCAUUCUCUUUCAAGUGUAUUUUCUUUCUAAAUGUAAUUUACUAGUACAGUCAGCAUCAAAAGUAGCGGAUCAAGCAACGCUUCAAAAGUAUCUACCAUUCUGUAACAGCUUAACAAAGAGUGGUGAUUCUAUAUGAAGAACAAUUUAGACUGUAAAAUACUCGUAUAUACUUUAGAACGUGAAUUUUAGAGAUUUUCCUACAUUUAGAAAAUUUAUCCGGAAUAUCAGAUACUUUUGGUGCGUUGUUUCAUUCGCUACUUUUGAUGCUGACUGUACACAGGUAGGCACUUAAAGUUGUGAAUACGGUAAUGAAAAAAAACAUAUUAAACGUGUUAAACCAACAUGUUAAUUCAUAUUAAAGCUAUUGUUAGAUGUUUAGUAUUACACAAUGUCAUUGUCGCGAUAGAAGAAAAUCAUAAGACGUGUGGUAUAAGCGCGACUAACAAAUCUGAUGGUAGCGCGUAUCGUAUACUGGCUCUAUCUGACAGUACCUAUACCUACUUGACAAGAGGGUUAUGGGUUAAUUUAUCGGUUAUAAUGUGAUAAACUUAUGCCUCCUACAUUUUGGGCAAAUUAAACCCACCAAACACGUUUACCAGGGCGGACUUUACGUAUUUUGACAGUAAAUGGCUACAAUAAUGUUCACUCACGGAGGCGAAAAAUUGGGGCGUGUACACGUGGCUAAAUAUAAUACAACAACAUAGUAUUUUAACGACCCCGACUAACUACACGCUUUGGUUAUAUUUAAAUUAGUAAUUGAAAAUCAAUGGAUGAAGUAAACGUAGGUGCUUGAGUUUUAAAUAACCUGUUGCUAGUCAUUGUUCACCUUGUGUUAUUUAAUAAUUACGAUGGUCAUUGUAGAAUUUUAAUAAUAAAUAUUACCAGUUGUUUAAUUUUAAUCCUUGUUAGACUUAUUUUUAGCCGUUGAGAUGAUUUUUACGAUGUUUAAGUUAAUAAUGUACGAGUGAAAUCUCCUGCAUGCUAUUUUAUGUAUAAAAUCACACUGCUGAAUUUGGGAUUUGUCAUGUAUUGGCAUGUUGUAUUUUUAUGGUUUCAUAUUAUAGGGUGCGGUCACGUCUGAAAUAAUCAAUACGGACUAAGUGGCAAAAACAUGUAUACACUAACUUAGUAUAUGGGCAAUAAGGUCGUGUAUACAUAUUUUUGGCACUUUUUUCGUACCGAUAUUAUCAGACGUGACUGUACAAAAUUAUACAUUUAGUAUGAAAAUCAUCUGUCAAUCAUAAAAGUGUACAGAUUUCAGUAAUGUAUUAAGAGCUCGUCUAAAUUAACUUCGCAUCGAUUCGAAUAGAGCAAAGCAAGGGAGUGCCAUUAUAAACAUCAUAUCUUCAUAAUUUGACAUGAAUGAAGAUAUUGCCACACUUUUUCAUUACAAAUGCCGUGGAGAGUUAUCUCUAUAAUUUAUACAUAGAUGUCAUCGUGUUCAAGUCGACAUGGUAUGCAGCUUCAUACAGUUGCAGUCUUUACUGAAUUUCAUUGUAAUUUUAAAUCUCGAUUGUACGGCUAUUUGUAUUUGCGCAAAUAUGGCUGCGUCACUUUCAUUUCUGAUAUAAAGAAAAUAUGUAGAUGCAACACAAACAAUGCCAUAUGACUAGCGAGUUAGUGACGGCAUAACAAAUGCGUCUAUGUUUAUAGUAUGACUGAUAAUAUACCCAUUAAUUUCGUGUUUGAAGGACCAUAACAAAAAUAUCUGGUACAGACAUCAGCAUUCAUAUUCUGCUGUUGUUAUUUGUGAUAUUGUACCUAUUAUACUUAUCAUUUGACCGGUUUUCUUAUUGAUUUUCCAAAAAUUUCCGAGGUUAACGACACAUCAGGAAAUAUUUAAAAAAAAAACCUUUAAUACUAACAACAAUACGAAAGUUUUACGUUAUCGGUAAUGGAUUAAAUUAUAAGAGAAUUUUAAUUUCAAUACCAUUACGUGUUACGUUCCAAGUAUUUGAAAUAAAGUAGUCAACAGCUGUAUCGGAAGCAAGGGCCGAGAACUGGUAAACAUCUGGUACAUAGUACUCAGGCAUUCUGUACCGUUACGGUGAAUAAACUAUAAUUAGUGCGUGCCACCCGUCAUAUUUAAAUGUUCGUAACGCUUUUUAUGUCAGAAUAUCUAUAUUAUACCCGAUUUACCAUUAUGAUUACAUUGUAUGGAAUUUAAGUAGGUACAGAUAUUUAUUUGUGACACAAGCAAUACGACAUAGCAACGGUUGAUGCAUACGUCUUAUCUCAUCCACAGGAGUCAAGGGGUUUGUAACUUUAAGUAUAGUAGGCUAAAGUUGCAAAUCCUAAUUUCCUUGAAAUGGAGUUACUAGGUUUGUGAGUGACGAUGAUACAUAUGUGUAUGACGCGACGAUUGAAUUGAACGUGAAUUGGAACGUAUUCUUAGUUGUUUGUACAGUCAACUGCAAGUCAAUUUGGUUGUUAAGUCAGCAAGCUAAGCAACUUUUGUUGCUGCUUGUACUUUGUACCUAUUAUUAAGUAUUAAAACAGUACCAACACUACCAACAGUAUAUAAAAUACAAAGGAGAAGUUAUCCCUUUGAGUCAAGCUUUGCAAUCUUGCCGUAAUUAAAAUAUUAAAUGUAUGUAUGCAGACAUAUAUGUAUAUUGAAUCUCAAACUUAGCGUAUAAAAUCGUUAUCGCAGUUUUAUUAUUAAGUCUAAUGAAGCAAUAGUAGUGUAAUACUACAAACACUUUGAUAACUAGUUAUUAUUAAACUAUGAUGUUUAUUUCCUGUUGCCUAAAUGACUGAUAAAUGCUAUAUUUUGUAUCCCGCCUAAAGUUUUUUCUGUAUUAUUGGGUAGCGUAAUGAUUGUAAUAUGUUAUUAAUAUAAUAGUUGUACCAUGUCAAUAUUUUCGAUAGAAUUUUGAUCUCAUUACAGUGAUCUAAUUUUCC